This is a messenger RNA of Neopsephotus bourkii (Bourke's parrot), 4525 nucleotides long. It is a transcript of the gene PRDM1, whose product is annotated as PR/SET domain 1. Gene Ontology annotation, biological process: cell fate commitment; regulation of transcription by RNA polymerase II. Gene Ontology annotation, cellular component: nucleus; cytoplasm. The coding region runs from base 1746 to 3749 and encodes 667 amino acids. Gene Ontology annotation, molecular function: histone deacetylase binding; RNA polymerase II cis-regulatory region sequence-specific DNA binding; DNA-binding transcription repressor activity, RNA polymerase II-specific. Lineage: Eukaryota; Metazoa; Chordata; Aves; Psittaciformes; Psittacidae. The transcript is spliced from 5 exons. The record is from RefSeq and is a predicted model, not a curated record.
CUGGGCCACUUCCUGCUGCAGACUUGUGCGAAUGCAGGGGGCAACCUCUGUACGCUGCCAGGCGCGAACGCAGCCAGUGACAGUAUUGAGCUGAGCUGAGCAAAAGCCUGGCUGCCUUGGAUAUAGGGACAGUGUGGGUGGAGAGAGGAGGGGAGAUGCACAGCCCUUCCCAGCAGUGUCUUCUGAAACGUAUCAGUGCUUGGUUGUGUAAAGAAACAGUUCUGAUGCUUGUUGUAGGGGCAGGUUAUUUUGCAUUUUUUUCACAGUGGAAAGUCACUCUUGUUUAUGCAGAUAACAUGUGUCCUUGAUUUUUCUAGCUAUGCAGAAGCUGUGAAAGUCCUGCAUAAUCUUUUGCUCUGGAAUUAUACCUUUUGUGACAUUUUUUCCUGGGUUUGGAUAGAACUGCUGUAACACAGGGGUGGUCAUCUUCAUCAUGCUUCGUUCAAGUCAUAAGCUUCUCUAGUCCACUUCAGAAAGUGUUAAAAGAACAGCCCACAGAUCUUAGUGAAGGGAAAAAUCCGUUAAUGACGGACAAGCACUAGAGGUGAUGCCCAAUAUGUACUCUGUAGUAUAAGCUGGAGAGGAGCACCAGCCAAUUAGUUUUGACUUGGGAAGUCUGUGCUUGGGAAUAUGUUUCCAGUUUAUCAGUUGACGUAAUCCUCAGUUUCCUUUACAGAGCCAUUAUUAAUUGUGAGAGAACAUUCCUUCAGCCCCAUCUCCUUCCAUAGAUUUAUUUUGCUGCCUUCUAGCCAUUUAGGUUGUGUCUAAGUCAGUGGAUUUUGGAAUAUAUCCAAGCCUCUGUGCCCAGGUGCCUGCCUGCAUUAGUAAUAUCCCAACCCCAUAUCCAGGUGAAACCCAGGGCAAGCACCAGCCCUUUCUUCCUACCUAAUUGAAUCAUUUUGGUUUUCUCAGAUCGUCUUCAUGCAGCGUAAUACAGCAUUGCACAGGCAGUUAUUUGCAUGAGCAUUUUUACAAAGCCAGCAACCGUUUUCACAUUCAUAAGGCUACAGAAUGUUUCUUUCAGCCAGAUUUUUCUGAGAGCUCAUGUCCACCCUAGGAAGAGAUUGGUACACUGGUCCUAGCCCUGCCAGUUGCUAACAAGACAGCAAACAUUGGGAAGAGGGGCUGCUAACCAUCUUGCAGGACUUCAUUCAUAUGCUGCAGUGAGAAAGAUGACAUCAUUCUCAUGAUGUGAUCUUAAGCCUUAAAGCAGAGGGAUCCUCAGAAAUAAUAUCCUAGGAGCUAUCUAAGCAUCGUUAAAUUCCCUGUUAUAAUCCCUUGAUUCGUUCAAGACAUGCUGCUGCAUUGAAAAUGAAUUUCUUCCUAGGGGUCUGACACAGGCUUGCAUAUGCAAAGGAAAUUGUGGGAGAUAACUUCCCACAUGUUAUUAAAGGCAUCCUGGGCUUGCUGGCAGAGGCAGGAACAUCUGCUGCGUGCGGGGGGAACGCUGCCUGAGCCUUGCCCGCGCGUCACUUCUGGGAACUGCGCCAUGACUCAGCACAUCUGGUCUGGACUUCCCCAGAAUAGGUGGGAGUCCAGUGGGUUGCCUUUGCCCCGCAGCUGGAGCACAGUGACCGGCAGCAUCCGUGGCCCUGUCGUGGGAGAGGUGCAGGGCCGGUUUGGGAAGCAGCAGCAGGCAGCAAGUGCCGGAGCCCUGUGUUCCUGGAAGUUUGCGAGCCGGGAUAUAUUCAAGUGGUGAGCUUCACCACUUUAUUGACGGAUUUAAUGAAGACAAGAGCAACUGGAUGCGUUAUGUAAACCCUGGCUACUCUGUUCAGGAACAGAACUUGGCUGCUUGUCAGAAUGGAAUGAACAUCUACUUCUACACCAUCAAGCCCAUCCCUGCCAACCAAGAGCUGCUUGUGUGGUAUUGCAGAGACUUUGCAGAGAGGCUGCACUAUCCCUCCUCCAGAGAGCUGACAAUGAUGAACCUCACACAAACCAACGUUAAUCCAAAGCAGCACAGUGCUGAUAAAGAUGAGCUCUAUCAGAAAAGCAUCCCAAAGAAGGAGCACAGUGUGAAAGAAAUCCUGAAAAUGGAAUCCAAUCCUCCAAAAGGAAAAGAUUUCUUCCAGACCAACAUUUCACCAGUUACUCCAGAAAAAGACUUGGAUGAUUUGCGUAAGAACUAUAGCCCAGAGAGGUGUUUCUUCCCUCGAGUUGUCUACCCAAUCCGACCUCACAUUCCAGAAGACUAUCUGAAAGCUUCCUUAGCAUACGGGAUGGACAGACCCAGCUACAUUACUCACUCACCCAUCCAGACAUCCACUACACCGAGUCCUUCUGGGAGGAGCAGCCCAGACCAAAGCUUAAAAAGUUCAAGCCCUCACAGCAGUCCAGGGGUCACGGUUUCGCCCCUGGCACCCACUUCCCAAGAGCACAGAGAGCCGUACUCUUACUUGAAUGGAUCAUAUGGCUCGGAAGGAUUGGGGUCUUAUCCGGGAUAUGCACCCCCUGGCCACCUUCCACCUGCCUUUCUACCGUCCUAUAACCCCCACUACCCCAAAUUCCUGAUACCUCCAUUCAAUAUGAGCUGUAAUAACCUGAGCGCUUUGAACAAUAUCAAUGGCAUCAACAAUUUCAAUCUCUUCCCAAGGAUGUACCCUCUCUAUGGCAACCUGCUCAGUGGAGGUAGCCUUUCCAACCAUAUGCUGAACCCCACCACACUCCCCAGUUCAUUGCCUAGUGAAGGAGGCCGUCGAUUGCUGCAGCCUGAUCAUCCAAGAGACUUCCUCAUACCAGCACCUAACAGUGCCUUCUCUGUCACGGGCGCUGCUGCCAGCAUGAAGGACAAGCCAUGCAGCCCUACCAGCGGGUCACCCACAGCUGGUACAGCAGCCAGUUCAGAACACAUAAUGCAACCUAAACCUACCUCAGUGGUGUUGGCUGCCACCGGUGGUGAAGAAGCCAUGAAUCUCAUUAAAAGUAAGAGGAAUGUGACCGGUUACAAAACCCUCCCAUACCCACUGAAGAAGCAGAACGGAAAGAUCAAGUACGAAUGCAACGUUUGCUCGAAGACCUUUGGCCAGCUCUCCAAUCUGAAGGUGCACCUCCGAGUGCACAGCGGAGAGAGACCAUUUAAAUGCCAGACUUGCAAUAAAGGCUUCACACAGCUGGCUCACCUCCAGAAGCACUACCUGGUACACACAGGAGAAAAACCCCACGAGUGUCAGGUUUGUCACAAGCGGUUCAGCAGCACCAGCAAUCUCAAAACCCACCUGAGGCUCCACUCUGGAGAGAAGCCUUACCAGUGCAAGCUCUGCCCAGCCAAAUUCACCCAGUUUGUGCACCUCAAGCUGCACAAGCGUCUUCACACCCGGGAGCGUCCCCAUAAAUGCAUCCACUGCCAUAAGAGCUACAUUCACCUCUGCAGCCUCCAGGUCCACCUGAAGGGCAACUGCCCUGUUGCCCCUGCCUCUGGCCUGUCCAUGGAGGAGCUGAAUCGAAUCAAUGAGGAGAUAGAGAAGUUUGACAUCAGUGACAAUGCUGACAAGUUGGAAGAAGUGGAGGACAAUAUCGACUUAACAUCAAUCGUGGAGAAGGAUAUACUGACCAUGCUCAGGCGGGAAAUGGAAGGAGCUAAUCUGAAAGUCUCUCUGCAGAGGAACCUGGGAAAUGGACUUAUCUCCUCAGGAUGCAACCUUUACGAGUCGUCAGAUAUGUCAAUUAUGAAGUUGCCUCACGGUCACCCACUACCUCUGUUACCUGUAAAGGUCAAGCAAGAAACAGUUGAACCAAUGGACCCUUAAGACUUUUCGGCAAAGUGAUUUCUUUUUUUAAUUUAUGACUUGGCAAGUCAGGGUGCCUGUAGCAGUUGCUUGUACAUAGUUUCAAUGCUGCAAAGCAAUCUUGGCUUACAGUAGUUUCUCUACGCUCUCCCACUGAAACAAGGAACUCCGAAGUUACUGUUUUCUCAGGGCAUAAAAAGGGGCAAAGGACUGUGCAUUGCCUCGCCAGUUAUUAAGAGACAAUCAUCUAUCCAUAAUUAUUUUUUCAAUAAUAGUACUUCAUAAUUUAUUAUGCAAUUAAUCAUUCUAAAAGCAAUAAUUAGGAAAAUGUUUACAAUGACUGGAAAAUUCAUUGUAAUUUUUACUUUAAAUGUUUUUAAUUUUUGUUUUAUGGCCAUUCUUUGUAGAUACUUUUUUUUUUUUUUCCUGCACAUCUGUUUCAAGAACCUAAGAUUGGGGUUUCCGUAAAUGUGUUUUAUGUACCGAUGUCUUUUAAACAAAUGUGGUUUUUCCUGUUGCCAAAGUUGGACAUUAGACAUGCAGAAUCCUAGAUCUGUUGGUUUGAAAAAAAACACUGUCUACUUUUAUGUGCAGAUCACCCCACUGGGAAUUGGAAUGGGAAACAAAAAAAGAACCAACCCAGAGUAGCAGCAAGCAGGGAUGAAAGUGCUGCCCCUGGCUUUCUGAGGAUAGGAGAGAGGUUCUUCUCCCUGCAGCUGUCCGGGGAGCAGAUGUGGCACAGCAAACACCCACCUGCCAUGGACAGUGAUCCCACAGGUUUUUAGGACACAGCUUUA